Morchella importuna is the source of this 2778-nucleotide messenger RNA. RefSeq lists its product as uncharacterized. The transcript is spliced from 7 exons. Bases 1 to 2778 code for a protein of 925 amino acids. NCBI's taxonomy places the organism in Eukaryota, Fungi, Ascomycota, Pezizomycetes, Pezizales, Morchellaceae. Gene Ontology annotation, cellular component: endoplasmic reticulum; plasma membrane; Golgi membrane. Gene Ontology annotation, molecular function: ATP hydrolysis activity; ATP binding; P-type calcium transporter activity. Gene Ontology annotation, biological process: manganese ion transport; calcium ion transmembrane transport; intracellular calcium ion homeostasis. The record is from RefSeq and is a predicted model, not a curated record.
AUGGGUCCUCCCUCUAGAUCGAGUACCCCGCUAGGCAUACCAUUACGCAGCCUCGUUCCGAGCACAACAUCUUCGCCUCCCUCCGCCGUCUAUGCGAUCCUCACCCCCGAAGAGACCGCAUCAAAGCUACAGUCUUCAUUAAUACACGGCCUCACCUCUGCACAAGAUGCCAUCUUCCGCCGCUCCAUUCACGGCCCAAACGAGCUCCCUACCUCCGAGGAGGAUUCCAUCUACAUCCGAUUCCUUAAGCAAUUCGUGGAAUCCCCACUCAUUCUGUUACUGCUGGGUAGUGCCGCAGUCUCAUUCUUGAUGGGAAAUAUGGAGGAUGCGAUCAGUAUUACACUGGCGGUGCUUAUCGUAGUCGCUGUAGGCUUUGUGCAGGAAUAUCGCUCGGAGAAGAGCUUAGAGGCUUUGAAUAAACUGGUUCCGCAUUACGCGCAUUUACUACGAGGAAAGCCCGGUGAUGGAGAGUCUGGAUCGCCGGCUUCCCAGAUGGUCAUGGCCGGUCAAUUAGUACCCGGUGACUUGGUUACAUUUUCUACCGGAGACAGAAUUCCGGCAGAUAUACGGAUAACCCAAGCCGCCGGAGUAGAAAUCGAUGAAUCGAACCUGACGGGCGAGAAUGCACCUGUGAAGAAGCAGGUGGGUGCGGUCGCACCAAGAGACUCUAUGAACCCCACCCUUUCCGACUUAUCGAUCUCUGAUCGUAAAUGCAUUGCUUUUAUGGGGACUCUUGUUCGCAAUGGAAACGGCCAAGGUCUAGUAAUUGGAACCGGUUCUAAGACUGAAUUCGGUGCAAUUACUGCAAUGCUUAACAGCAUUGUUAAACCGAAAACUCCCUUACAAAACUCUAUGGACAAGCUUGGUAAAGACUUGAGUUAUGCGAGUUUUGCAGUUAUUGGGAUCAUUGUCCUGAUAGGAUUGUGGCAAGGAAGAAGCUGGAUCGAGAUGUUUCAAGUUGGUGUUUCUCUCGCAGUUGCAGCAAUUCCUGAAGGGUUACCAAUUAUUGUUACCGUUACACUGGCAUUGGGAGUUCUCAGAAUGGUACGACACGGUGGGAUUGUGAGGAAACUACCAAGCGUCGAGACUUUAGGAUGUGUCUCUGUUGUUUGCAGUGACAAAACUGGGACUCUCACAACAAAUCAUAUGACUGUUACAAAGAUCUGGACACCAUCGUUCACUGAACCAAUGGAGAAAUCUGCUUUAUUAUCUGAUAGUUCCAACGACCCCACGUUGAGCGCUGUUAUCCGAAUUGGUAAUCUUUGCAAUAACGCUCGCCUUUCUUCUUUGGGCACUGCAGCUGCAACAACCUCAAUUGGAAUGACUGGCGAUAACGGCCCCAAUACUAGGUUUGUUGGCCAAGCAACUGAUGUCGCGUUACUCGAUUUGAUGGACGCCUUUGAAGAAGUAGAUGUAAGGGAGAGAAGCCAAAGAGUAUCAGAAUCUCCGUUUUCUUCAGAAAACAAAUGGAUGGGUGUUAUUGUUGGUGGCGGUGAUAUAGGCGGACAAAAAGCAUAUAUCAAGGGAGCGCUGGAACAAGUUCUCGCAAGGUGCAAUACGUACCUUACAAGAGAUGGCAGAGAGGCGCCUAUGGAUGAUGCCCAAAAGAAGCUGGCCAAGGAAAAUGCUGAAAUGAUGGCGAAGGAAGGUUUGCGAGUGUUGGGAUUUGCGAGUGGGUCUGUAUCUUCCAGACCAAAUUCGGGAACUAGCCAUACCAGCUUAGAAGACGAUAGCGAUUCGGCCUACACCGGCCUUACAUUUGCCGGUACGGUUGGCAUGAACGAUCCACCUAGACAGGGAGUUAAGAAAGCUAUUCGAUCUUUAAUGCGUGGAGGUGUUAAGGUAAUUAUGAUCACUGGUGAUUCGGAGACAACGGCCGUAGCCAUUGCAAGGAAAUUGGGGAUGCAUGUUCUUCCAGACAACCAUGGCCCUGGCGGUAUUGUAAGGCCUGUUCUGAAAGGUGAAGACCUCGACAACAUGACGGACUCGCAACUAGCUCAAGCGAUCGCCACUACCUCUAUAUUUGCCCGCACUUCGCCAGAACAUAAGAUGAAGAUCAUCCGCGCCCUCCAAUCUAGAGGCGAUGUGGUAGCAAUGACCGGAGACGGCGUCAACGAUGCCCCUGCUCUCAAGAUGGCAGAUAUAGGCAUAAGUAUGGGCCUACAGGGAACAGAUGUGGCCAAAGAGGCAGCCGACAUGAUAUUAAGUAAUGACGACUUCUCCACUAUUCUUACUGCAAUUGAAGAGGGCAAGGGGAUUUUCUACAACAUUCAGAACUUUUUGACCUUCCAGCUUAGCACAAGCAUUGCGGCAUUAAGUUUGGUGCUGCUAUGUACCUUCUUUGGAUUGAGCAACCCUCUAAAUCCUAUGCAAAUCCUGUGGAUUAACAUCUUGAUGGACGGUCCUCCCGCACAAUCUCUCGGCGUUGAACCCGUUGAUCCAGCUGUCAUGACGCGACCUCCUCGCUCACGCAGCGAGCAAAUCCUGACCAAACCUGUUCUUAUUCGAAUCAUGACAUCCGCAUUCACAAUUGUCAUGGGUACAAUGUUUGUCUACACUAUGGAAAUGAAAGAUGGUGUUGUUACUCGUCGUGAUACAACGAUGACUUUCACCAGCUUUGUUCUUUUUGACAUGAUUCUUGCACUUUCCUGCAGGUCUGAGUCGAAAUCAAUAUUCAGGGUGUAUAAUUACGGCGCAAAAAGGAUCAAGAUUUGUCGAAUUUGCGAACAUCAGUUUAUAUCAGUAUCACUUUCCGCUACUUUUCUGUCAACAAUCUAG